AUGGGCAAUAGAUUACUCAAUGUUGGUAUGGGUGUACUUGCUGAACGUGAUAACGAUACAAGGGGAAUGGGAACUGUCAUAACUUCAGACCUGACAGCACCAGCACCAGGAACACUUACCUCCGGCUUGUCUGCAUCAUAG
This is a messenger RNA of Theileria orientalis strain Shintoku, 141 nucleotides long. RefSeq lists its product as hypothetical. NCBI's taxonomy places the organism in Eukaryota, Apicomplexa, Aconoidasida, Piroplasmida, Theileriidae. The record is from RefSeq and is a predicted model, not a curated record. Bases 1 to 141 code for a protein of 46 amino acids. The transcript is spliced from 2 exons.